Molecule: messenger RNA, 510 nt
Organism: Orycteropus afer afer
Lineage: Eukaryota; Metazoa; Chordata; Mammalia; Tubulidentata; Orycteropodidae
Product: KIAA1671 ortholog
Exons: 5
Source: RefSeq, a predicted model, not a curated record
GACCAGCUGAAGCACUGUUUUUCUAGGCGGGCACCUGAGGCCAAGGACACCGACACCCUCGUGCAAGAAGCCGACAGUCAGUAUGGGACGUGGAUGGAGCAUCACAGCGGAGAGAGUGCCCUUGUCUUCACAACAGAAGAGAAAUCUCCCAGGAGGGAAGAUUCAGAUGAGGAGGAGAAGCUGCCCAAGGCUGAGAGGACGCCCAUCAGCCAUCCCCAGAGGAUGCCUGCGUUUCCGGGUGUGGAUCCAGCCGUGCUCAAGGCUCAGCUGCACAAGUGGCAAGAGGUGGACAGUCCUGGUGAGACCCCCACCCGGGCCCCCCAGCCCAAGACGCCCAAGUCCCCUUUCCAGCCUGGCGCACUGGGCAGCCGUGUCCUGCCCUCCAGCGUGGAGAAGGAUGAGAGGUGGGUGUUCGUGUAUUACACCCAGUGUAAUGCAGAAACUGAGGCUCAGAAAUGGGACUGGAACCCCGAUCUGACCCUGUAUUUCAUGCUCAUCCCACUGUGUUGA